UUACACCCGUAUUCAGGGUGUACCAUGUGUGACAGUGUGGCGAUCUCUCAUGCUGGGAUUCUCAACAAUGCAGGUUGAGGGGCUCCAGGGAAAGUGUUUAAUACAGAGGAAACUGGUUUUUCACUUUUCUCAUUUGUUUGUAAAGUCCAUUUUGGGACCUGGAUCCUGGAGAUUUCAAAGUGAUUUGGGAGGGAUGAAAUCUCCAAUCCUCGGACCAGGUUUUGGGAAUGGCCAGGAGACUGAUUGGUCAGGUAUG
Staurois parvus is the source of this 256-nucleotide messenger RNA. The record is from the annotation of a GenBank genome assembly. NCBI's taxonomy places the organism in Eukaryota, Metazoa, Chordata, Amphibia, Anura, Ranidae.